Molecule: messenger RNA, 1603 nt
Organism: Daldinia caldariorum
Lineage: Eukaryota; Fungi; Ascomycota; Sordariomycetes; Xylariales; Hypoxylaceae
Product: CT20-domain-containing protein
Exons: 2
Coding region: 196-1200 (334 amino acids)
Biological process (GO): regulation of transcription by RNA polymerase II
Cellular component (GO): nucleus; NuA4 histone acetyltransferase complex
Source: RefSeq, a predicted model, not a curated record
GGUACUUCCAAAGUUAAGCUCUGAAUUCAUUUCGCAUCUUUAAAUUUAAUCACCAUCUUUUAGAAAGUUACACUCGCCCCACCCCGUUUCGUCCCUGGCACAUUGUAUCUUUUAAUCCCGGCUUGAGAAUAUACCAAUGAUACUACUUCAUUGAAAGAGUAUUUCUACAAUCAAUUCUACCUCAGAGAACUAAUCAUGCCGCCGAAAAGGAAGUCCAAGGCCGGCAGCUUGGCAGAUGUGUCAACGCCAAAAGCAUCGUCAACUUCCGCGCGCGACGACGACGCAAUGGACGUAGACACACCCCAAGCUGCAGAUACCCCCCGCGCUGCCGACACUCCUACAGCUUCCAAGCCUAGUUUGCCUCCGGCAUCCGAAAUUCUCAACAACCUGUGGACCGACGAUCAAGAGUCUUCCCUAUUUAAAGCAGUUAUUCGCUGGAAACCAUCGGGAAUACAUAAACACUUCCGCAUGAUCGCCAUCUCGGAACACCUGCGCAACCACGGAUUCGACCCGGACGUCGAGACGCACACGCGCAUACCCUGCAUAUGGGAUAAGCUGCGGCUCUUCUACAAUAUGGACGCCAUAGACGAGCGUGACAACGCCUUCGACUAUGUUAGGAACGACGGCCAGGACGAGGAGCCCCCCGAGCAGAAAUACAACUACUUCGACCUACCAGCGGACGAGUUCCACGAUCUCAUAUGGGCCCGUGCGGCCCCGGGCCCCGGUGAGGAGUCCGACCCGUCGGACGUCGAAGCCGAAGGCCACGAAAAGCACAUGAAGAAGCGCAAGCGAGCCAGCACAAGAGGCGGUCACGAUGCGGCAGCCGACGGGGCAAGCGUUGCCGGUAGCACCACGACGAAGACGCGUAGGUCUAGCACGAUCGACGACACCGACCGGGAAACUCCGUUCCCCAGUAGUCCUGCGGGGCGGCCGACCGCGAGAGGUGCCAGGAGCCAGAAGCGAGCGGCCGCGAAAGCCAAGGCAGAGAGCGCGGAGCCAGACGUCGAGGAAGAAGCAGACGAGGAUGACGAGGAAGCCGAAGACAAUGAGAGUGAGGAAGAGGAAGACGAGGACGAAAGCGAGAAAGAAGAAGCGGACGCUGCCCCGACCACUAGAUCGAAUCGAGGAAGAGGCACUACUUCCAGAGGUCGGGCAGCCCACGGACGAGGCCGAGGGAAGCCAGGACGAAAGAAGGGCUGAGAGAAACAAAGCCCAUUGGCUAAUACCGCUUUGCGCAAUAUUAAGCGAAGGCGCAACAAAGAGGCUCAGGCUAGGCCUGGCUUUUUAAUGUUUGGAUCAUAGCAGAUCGGCGUGGAGUGGCGUGGGGAUUACAACCUCCACGGAGAAACAGGAAGGGUCUGAUUCAAAAACAAAUACGCCUUUGUUACAAAAUACACGACCCCAAUCGUGCGGAAAGGGUCCGCGGCUCGUAGUUACGCGUUAUCCCGAACGUUAUUCCGAUCGAUAUCUGGCUUGCUUGUUGCUUGGGAAGUCAAGAUGUGUGCCAUGGCUUUUCAGCUUGGUCAAGUGCGCUAGGUAUGGAUAGCCGAGCUGAAAGCAAAUAAGCAAGCAAGUCCUACAGGUCUGGAGGGGAGGAGAGGGU